Molecule: messenger RNA, 2984 nt
Organism: Coregonus clupeaformis (lake whitefish)
Lineage: Eukaryota; Metazoa; Chordata; Actinopteri; Salmoniformes; Salmonidae
Product: leucine-rich repeat-containing protein 75A-like
Exons: 4
Coding region: 1213-2565 (450 amino acids)
Source: RefSeq, a predicted model, not a curated record
UGACAGUGCGCAGCCUAUAAUUCAGUCCGGACAAGAGACACCUUCAACCAGGUCCCGGACUCUACCCGAGGCUACUACUGAGGCCGUUCUAACAGGACAUGCCUCGAAUAGCGAAUCAUAGAAUAUAGGAACAACGAUUCCAAUAUCUUGCAAAGGAAAAGGUUGACAUCACAUGUGAAUGAUUUGGAGAGGCAGAGGGGUAUAAACAAACGGAGCAGAUAAAGAUGUUUACAUUACCAUGCCCUGUCUCCAUCGCCACCACCACAUUCGUAUAGCUUCCUCUUCAUUUUCUGCACAGACGCAGAAUGCAUUGAAUAAUUGAUUAAAAGGGAAGAGGAAUCCAAUGUGGACGGGAGGAGAGGAGACACUCGUGACACUGACAGUCACAUCAAUUUAGGAGCGGCCCUUAAGAGGAUGCCGUUUAUAUUUGAAGGGCAGAAAUGAAGUCAUCUCCAGGAUAGCACCGGCCACUGUGAGCGAAUGCAUCCGACCGGAGUUUGCUGGCGAUCUGCGGGACUGCUGCUCCCCGUAUUUGCGUCCAUGCUGCGGGAAUCAUCCUCCGAGCUCUUCCCGACUUGAGGGGCUUUUACCAGCUUAUUGUUAUAACAGUGAAUUCGUUAAAAUGAUUUCGUGGUCUAGAAGACGGCUAUUCCCGAGGCUUUUUUGCAAUAUUUGUGUCAUCGUUUGCUAAAAGACUCUGCGCAUAGAGAGCUGAUCAUAUUUCACAUAGCUCUGACAUUUUUAUCCUAACAAAAUUCUGUAGAAAACAUUUAAUUAUUUAUAGGCUAUGUUCCGUGAAUUGCAUAACAAAAGUUUUGGCUUGUGUCCCGGGUUGAAGAGUGUAGGCCCUAUGGGGUUAAGUGUGUGUCUGUUUGUGUUUAUAGUAGGCACGCGUAGCAGCCAAUUCGCACAAGUUUAUUAUGUGAGUUAGACAUUUUAUUACAAUUUGAAUGAAUGUUUUGGAGGUUGUUUCCCCCACGGGUAUCGUACUCUAACAGCUGGACAGUGUACCAUUCACUAGGGGACAGGUGUGUUGUCCAACGAGUCAGGUGGGGAACGAACCCAGAGGUCCUAUCCACUUUAAGGCCUCUUGACUUUAUGUGUGGGGGGGUUUAAUGUUUAGUGCAAAAACAAAUAUUUGUAUGCAAGUCAGCCUUGCAUGACUGCAUGGGGGAGCAAGUCAUUUCUUACAGAAGAUUCUAACAUCGGAACAUGGGCACCAAACAGACCAAAGGUGCUGGGUGCCAAGACGCUGGGCCCAGCCCACAGCACGGGUGGAAACGGACCCCUACCAAGGAGAGGGGUGACAUCUUCACCUCCUUCAUGUUGAGGUCAGGGGACCGGCUGUGUCAUGGAGGGACCCCUCUGCCCUACCAGCGCCGCAUAGGCAUGAUCCAGGAGAUGAUGCUGAUGGCCAAGCAAGGCAAACAGGACAAGGCCACAGAGAUGCUGCAGACACUCCGGCAGGACUUGGGGAUGGAGUCCACGUCUCUGGAUGAUGUGCUAUACCGCUACGCCAGCUUCAGGAACCUGGUGGACCCCAUCACCCACGACCUCAUCAUUAGCCUGGCCAGAUACAUCCAGUGUUCGCCCAAGACAGGCCCGGGGGAGGAUUCUCUGGGUGCCAUGGAGAAGGUGUGUCGCCAGCUGACCUAUCACCUGAGCCCACACUCACAGUGGAGACGGCAGGGCAUACUGAAGAGGAAGCCGCUGGCAUGUCUCAAGGUAAUGCUGUCGACCCCUCCCCCCAACGGGGCGCUGGACCUGUCGGGCAUCCCCCUGACGGUGCGUGACAUGGAGCGCCUCUGUGUCUACCUGCAGCGCCACGCGCCCAUCAUCUGCAGCCUGGAGCUGGGUUUCACCGAGCUCACCGACGACGCCUUCCUCCUCCUCCUGCCCACGCUGGCCGCCCUGCCCCGCCUCGAGACCCUGGCCCUCAACGGCAACCGGCUGACCCGUGCCGUCCUCAAGGAGCUGACGGACAGCCUGAAGGACCCAGCCAGCUUCCCCAGUGUCACGUGGAUCGACCUGGGCAACAACGUGGACAUCUUCUCCCUGCCCCAGCCCUUCCUGGUGAGUCUGAGGAAGCGCUGCCCCAAGCAGGGCAACCUUCCCACCAUCCUGGAGUUUGGUGAGAGCCAGGCCAGCGAGCCCGAGGGGAGGGUGGGGGAUGAUGACGAUGACAGGGAUGACACCAACAGGACAGAGAGCAUGGAUGAGCUGAGGUCGGAGGUGGAAGGGGAGAUGGACGGAGAGACGGAGAUUGAGGAGAUGAUGGAAGAGUUGCUGGACUUUGACCUGGAGGUGCAGGGGAAGGAGGACGAGAUAGAGGAUAGCAUGUGGACAAUGGAGGAGCAGAGGAUGGGAGGAAAGCGGAGGGAGGAGACACAAGGACAGGGAAUUAGGAAGAUGGUGGGGAAGGCGGAGCUAGAGGAGGAAGACAUACAGAGUCAGUCCUCCCACUUGUCAUGCUCCAGCCAAUCGCAGCAUUCCUCUGGAGUGGUUGAGCUGAUGAAGGAGGAAGAAGGAGAGGAGGGGACUGAUCACUUAGACCACCUGACCUGAGCAAGAACCCCAGUCCACUCUGCUUGUAACUUCCCCUCCCACGUUGUGACUAGAAUGAGAAGAGAGCAGUACCAGCAAACAGUGAAUGUUCCUAUAACGUUAGGUAACGUUCUUGGAAUGAAUAGGUAACCGGAACUUGUUUGCUGGGUUGGACAUCUGGGGGAGGGGCUCUGUCAUCUCAACCUACUGGAAUGGUUCCGGAAUAACCAACUGAUCUGGGUGUACUGUUCGUCCAUGGAUGCACAGUUUAGGGAGAUGGCAAUCCAGGUUGAGAGAGGAGGACGUUUGUGAUAACUCUUAUUGUUGUUUCAUUAUGAAUUAGGAUUAUAAUCCUCUGUAGUAAAGAGUAAUAGAUACAGUUGAAGUCGGAAGUUUACAUACACCUUAGCCAAAUACAUUUCAACUCAGUUUUUCACAAU